Molecule: messenger RNA, 2947 nt
Organism: Apodemus sylvaticus (European woodmouse)
Lineage: Eukaryota; Metazoa; Chordata; Mammalia; Rodentia; Muridae
Gene: Cs
Product: citrate synthase
Exons: 11
Coding region: 185-1585 (466 amino acids)
Biological process (GO): tricarboxylic acid cycle; citrate metabolic process; carbohydrate metabolic process
Cellular component (GO): mitochondrial matrix
Source: RefSeq, a predicted model, not a curated record
GGGCCUCGCCGAGGACCCUGGGCUGGGCGCCUGUGCCGGUUUGUCUACCCUUCCCCUCAGCCGCCUCCUUUCAACCUUGUCGGCCGGUUGGCGCGGUCUCCAUCACAGCGGCGACCGCUCCCGUUGCAGCUGCAGCUCUCUCUCCCUUCGAUCCCUUCCCGCCAGGUCCCGGAGUUCGCCCGCCAUGGCUCUACUCACUGCGGCAGCCCGGCUCUUGGGAGCCAAGAACUCAUCCUGCCUUGUCCUUGCUGCCCGGCAUGCCAGUGCUUCUUCCGCGAAUUUGAAAGAUGUCCUGAGCAAUCUGAUACCUAAGGAGCAGGCAAGAAUUAAGACCUUCAGACAGCAACAUGGGAACACAGUGGUGGGCCAAAUUACUGUGGACAUGAUGUAUGGCGGCAUGAGAGGCAUGAAGGGACUUGUGUAUGAGACAUCGGUUCUUGAUCCUGAUGAGGGCAUCCGUUUCCGAGGCUAUAGUAUCCCUGAAUGCCAGAAACUGCUGCCUAAGGCUAAGGGUGGGGAAGAACCCCUGCCCGAGGGCUUAUUUUGGCUGCUGGUAACUGGACAGAUGCCCACAGAGGAACAGGUAUCUUGGCUCUCACAAGAAUGGGCAAAAAGGGCAGCUCUGCCUUCUCAUGUGGUCACCAUGCUGGACAAUUUUCCGACCAAUCUGCACCCCAUGUCUCAGCUCAGUGCAGCUAUCACCGCCCUCAACAGUGAAAGCAACUUCGCCCGGGCAUAUGCAGAGGGAAUGAACCGAACUAAGUACUGGGAGCUCAUCUAUGAAGAUUGUAUGGACCUGAUUGCCAAGCUACCGUGUGUUGCUGCAAAGAUCUACCGGAAUCUGUACCGUGAGGGCAGCAGUAUUGGGGCCAUUGACUCUAAGCUGGACUGGUCCCACAAUUUUACCAACAUGUUAGGCUACACAGACCCUCAGUUCACUGAGCUCAUGCGUUUGUACCUCACCAUCCACAGUGACCAUGAGGGUGGUAACGUAAGUGCCCACACAAGCCAUUUGGUGGGCAGCGCCCUUUCAGACCCUUACCUGUCCUUUGCAGCAGCCAUGAAUGGGCUGGCGGGGCCUCUACAUGGACUGGCAAAUCAGGAGGUGCUCGUCUGGCUCACACAGCUACAGAAGGAAGUUGGCAAGGACGUGUCAGAUGAGAAGUUACGAGACUACAUCUGGAACACACUCAACUCAGGACGGGUUGUCCCAGGAUAUGGUCAUGCAGUGCUGAGGAAGACUGACCCACGAUACUCCUGUCAGCGAGAGUUUGCUCUGAAGCAUCUGCCUAAGGAUCCCAUGUUUAAGCUGGUUGCUCAGCUCUACAAGAUUGUGCCCAAUAUCCUCUUAGAGCAGGGGAAGGCCAAGAACCCGUGGCCCAACGUGGACGCCCACAGUGGGGUGCUGCUCCAGUACUACGGCAUGACGGAGAUGAACUACUACACAGUCCUGUUUGGAGUGUCGAGGGCACUGGGUGUGCUGGCCCAGCUCAUCUGGAGCAGAGCCUUAGGCUUCCCUCUGGAAAGGCCCAAGUCCAUGAGCACGGAUGGUCUGAUGAAGUUUGUGGACUCUAAGUCAGGGUAAAUGGGAGAUUGGGGGAAACUGACUAUAAGACAAUGAGGAAGCUUAAGAAUAAAGUAUAAUUUUUUUGUUUCAGGGGCCUUUAAGACUUAAGAUUAAACUGUAUCUGAGGCACUGAAAAUACAUUUGAGGUUAAAAAUAUAAAUUAAGACUUGAAAGACAAAGUGACCCCUUCUCCCCUCACCGGCUCACCUCCCCUCCUGGUGUGAGUUGCCCGCCAGCUGUAAGAUGACCGGGACUGAUGCAUGUGGUCAGGGCUAGCUCUGACUACCCACCAUCUCUAGAGCAAGAGUCUGGCUCCUCUCUUCUUUAGGUCAAAGCAGGUUAUGGAAAAGCUUCAGUCACUCAGUGAAGCUUUUGUGUCUGCUCUGCUGCUCCUAAAUCAUUUAGGCCAGGGACAGGUCCCCUUUAUGUCCAUAGAAAUCAUGUUGGAUGUCAGCUGUGUCAAACGCUAGGGCCUUUUCCAUGUACACAAGCAUCUCCUACCUAGCAGCAAGAUGUACUGGUUAGCUGGAGACGCUUUGGCAACUUUUUAUGCUAUCAGAUGACCAUAAAUGGCAUGGUAUUUAUUGUGACUGGCACCCAACAUUUGAAUUAUUUCUCCUUUUAAUUAUACCAUUAAAGUUAAGGUCUGGGAGUGUUCUGUUUCCUUCCAGGCUUUCUGUACCUGCUGUGCCUCAAGCUGAGGAUGUUCUGGGUCUCCCUGUCCUGACCUCUGCUAGGGUCCUCUCUUAGCAGGUCUAUCCGAUCUGUGGUCUUCCCGGUCAUUUGGCUUUAUCAGUACUUAAUGUGAACGAGGUCUUUUACUUCCAUGGAACAUAAGCCACUAUCUUCUGACCUUGAUCUCUCCUGUUAACAUGCUCUGGCACAGAACAAGGGCUCAGGAAUGACCAGCCCCUUUGGGGUCUGGUCCCAGGGGUUCUAGCCUUUCUUUUUGAGCAGCAAUUACACGUGGUUCCCAUUGAAUAUUAGAUGGACCUAGGGCUGGGGGCAUUCAAAACAGUAAGCCGCCUUCUUUCUCAUCCCGUGUCAAGGAGAUGGUCCUUUAUUUAUCAGUGUCUUUUGCUCUUCCCAUAAGUAAGAGCUCAUAGCACGACACUUAUUUUAGCAGCCCCAUUUGCACAGAUUUUCAGUGACUCAGAAUGCUCUACUGCCUUUUCUUUGAGAAAGGGUUGAGAUACACUCCUGUUGUCCCCUGUCCUUAUCCCAAAGCUCCUGCCUAUGUUUAUAUGGAACCCAACUCUAGCACCACCACACUGUUGAGAUGGACACACUGUAAACCCCUGGGUAACUGUUAAAGUCAUGAUGCAGACUUCAGGUUGUUCUGUAUAAAAUGAAAAAUAAUAAAUGUUUUUAUUAACAAUG